AUGUAUUUCCUCGGUGCCCUUACUCUCGCUUCCGCAGCGCUUGCUGCACCGUCCCGUCAGCUUAGGAGGGGCAACUACCCUUCGUUCCCUCCUCCUCCCGAGGGACCUCCUGCGCCUCCCCCUCCUCCCCCGAGCUACCCGCCUUCCACGUCUAUCCUGACGACUCUGCCGCCGCCAAGCACCACGCAGAACACUCACCCGGUUCACCCUCCUACUGGCCCCCCGGCUCCUCCUCCGGAGUACCCUCACCUGCCUCCCACUGGUCCUCAGCCGCCGACGAGCACCACUGAGACUCGUCACCCGCCGCCGCCACCAACUGCUCCCCCGGCGCCGCCGCCGCCAACUGGGCCUGAGUACCCCAACCAGCCGCCUCCUCCUACCGGCCCCCCGCCGCCGAGGACCACGGAGACCCAGCACCCUCCCCCGCCGCCAACUGCUCCCCCGGCGCCCCCGCCGUCGCCUCCCAAGUACCCCAACCAGCCUCCUCCCCCUCCUGCCGGCCCCCCGCCUCCCCCGAAGACCACUGAGACUCAGCACCCUCCCCCGCCGCCUACUGCUCCCCCGGCGCCCCCGCCGCCAACUGGCCCUGAGUACCCCAACCAGCCGCCUCCCCCUACUGGACCCCCGCCCCCGAAGACUACUGAGACUCAGCACCCUCCCCCGCCGCCAACUGCUCCCCCGGCUCCCCCGCCGUCUGGACCCCAGUACCCCAACCAGCCUCCUCCUCCUACUGGCCCCCCGCCCCCGAAGACCACUGAGACUCAGCACCCUCCCCCUCCUCCUACCGCUCCCCCGGCUCCCCCGCCGUCUGGACCCCAGUACCCCAACCAGCCUCCCCCGCCUGUCACCACGACUCAGCGCUCUCCCCCGCCUCCCCCCAGCGGUGGCUACCCCGUCGCCAAAUAA
This is a messenger RNA of Hypoxylon fragiforme, 906 nucleotides long. RefSeq lists its product as uncharacterized. The record is from RefSeq and is a predicted model, not a curated record. Bases 1 to 906 code for a protein of 301 amino acids. Lineage: Eukaryota; Fungi; Ascomycota; Sordariomycetes; Xylariales; Hypoxylaceae. The transcript has a single exon.